AUUGUGGUCAAGAGGCGUGAGAAGAACUUCCGGUUUCGUUUUAUCAGUUGUCUGCUAGAAAUAGAAUUGGGUUUAUAACUCUGAUGUUUAUCAAAAGUUACUGAUACAGAAUGAAAGGAAUUUAUAUCUUGAGUCCAUUGAAUCAGCAAAAAUUUAUAUUGGAUCAGGAGAUAGAGAAACCAACUCCAGAUAAAUAUGAGAUUGUGGUCCAUAUUAAGUCUUGUGCUCUAGUUUGUCCAAAUUGUAAGGCAUUAAAUGAACUGUAUAAAAAGAACCCCAGAGAGAAGUAUAUAGUUGGUCAUGACAUUGCCGGAGUGGUAGUAGAUUUAGGAGAAGGUGUAUCUAAUGUUCAUGUAGGAGACUCGGUUGUUGGAAUAAUACCUGUAGACAGUUACUAUCCAGGAUGUGGAGAGUUUUGUUGUGUGUCAGAAUAUGAUGUGGUAAAGAAACCUGAGAGAUUGAGUUUUGAAGAUGCAGCAGCUGGGAUUGGCGACUGUGUGAAGGCAUACACAGCUUUGUUUUAUCAAGCCAGAGUCUGUUCAGGAGAUACAGUCCUUGUUAUAGAUGGAGCUACACCAUUUGGACAUAUCGUCAUUCAGCUAGCUACACAAUGGGGAGCCAAGGUUAUAACUACAGCUAGUAGUCAGGAUGAACAAAUGUUUCUAGAGAAAGUUAACCCACCAGUAGCUCAGAUUAUUGACAUAGAGAAGAGAAGUAAUAUAUUGGUGAGCAGUGUGAUGGAAGAGACAGGAGGCGUUGGUGUGGAUGUAGUUAUAGAUAAUGGAGUGAGAAUGUUUACUCAAGAUGAGGAUAAACGAGAAAUUGAGGAGAAAAGAAAAUAUCCUGUCCUUCAUAAGCAUGAUGUCAUAUCCUGUUUGGGAAUGUCUGGGAAAUGGAUCACAAGCCAAAGUGACUUGCAGCUUGAUCCACCAGAUAGCCAGCAGUUAUUUCUACGAGGUGCUAGUGUUAACUUUCUAUUUGAAAACAUGUGGACCUUGUCAUAUGCCCAGCAUGGAAGAUACCAGCGUAUCCUUUAA
This is a messenger RNA of Mytilus trossulus (common blue mussel), 1037 nucleotides long. RefSeq names its product quinone oxidoreductase-like protein 1. NCBI's taxonomy places the organism in Eukaryota, Metazoa, Mollusca, Bivalvia, Mytilida, Mytilidae. The transcript is spliced from 11 exons. The coding region runs from base 111 to 1037 and encodes 308 amino acids. Gene Ontology annotation, molecular function: oxidoreductase activity. The record is from RefSeq and is a predicted model, not a curated record.